GUGGGGGCCGGGCCGGCGCGGUGCCUUACGCCCUUCUGCAGCCAUCUGCAUAUUUUUUCUUUCUUUUUCGCAAUUUUGAACAUUUUGCAGGACGAGGGGUUCGAGGCAGGUGAGAGCAUCCUGCACGUCGCCGAGGAGCCCGCGGGCACUUGGCGCGCUCUCCGGGGACCAUCUGCACUGGGAACCCUAAAGUUUUUUGUUUUUAUUUUCUUAUGCAGAUGUAUUUAUAAAGAUAUAAGUAAUUUUUUUCUUGUCCCCACCGCCUUGAAAACGAGUACUUUUGGCAAAGGACGGAGGAAAAAGCUCAGCAACAUUUUGGGGGGCGGUUGGGCUUUUUUUUUUUAAGAAAAAAAUUUGAGUGCAUCGCGAUGGAGAAAAUGUCCCGACCGCUCCCCUUGAAUCCCACCUUUAUUCCGCCUCCCUACGGCGUGCUCAGGUCCUUGUUGGAGAAUCCGCUGAAGCUCCCCCUUCAUCACGAAGACGUCCAACUUUCCCCCUUUUCUGCAGCAUUUGGUAAAGAUAAAGACAAGGAAAAGAAGCUGGAUGAUGAGAGUAAUAGCCCGACGGUCCCCCAGUCGGCGUUCUUGGGACCCACCUUAUGGGACAAAACCCUUCCUUAUGACGGAGAUACUUUCCAGUUGGAAUACAUGGACCUGGAGGAGUUUUUGUCGGAAAAUGGCAUUCCCCCCAGCCCGUCCCAGCAUGACCACAGCCCUCACCCUCCUGGGCUGCAGCCGGCUUCCUCUGCGGCCCCCUCCGUCAUGGACCUCAGCAGUCGGGCCUCUGCACCCAUUCACCCUGGCAUCCCGUCCCCGAACUGCAUGCAGAGCCCCAUCAGACCAGGUCAGCUGCUGCCAGCAAACCGCAAUACACCAAGUCCCAUCGAUCCUGACACCAUCCAGGUCCCGGUGGGUUAUGAGCCAGACCCGGCAGACCUUGCCCUCUCCAGCAUCCCUGGCCAGGAAAUGUUUGACCCUCGCAAACGCAAGUUCUCUGAGGAAGAACUGAAGCCACAGCCCAUGAUCAAGAAAGCACGCAAAGUCUUCAUCCCCGAUGAUCUGAAGCAGGACGACAAGUACUGGGCCCGGCGCAGGAAGAACAACAUGGCAGCUAAGCGCUCCCGCGACGCCCGGCGGCUGAAGGAGAACCAGAUCGCAAUCCGGGCGUCCUUCCUGGAGAAGGAGAACUCGGCCCUGCGCCAGGAGGUGGCUGACUUGCGGAAGGAGCUGGGCAAAUGCAAGAACAUACUUGCCAAGUACGAGGCCCGACACGGGCCCCUGUAGGAUGGCAGUUUUGUGGGCUGGCUUUCGAAUAGAUGGACAGUGUGUUUCCCGCCUGAUAGCACCACACCCGAAGCAACCUUUCUGACAUCAGCACUUUACCAGAGGCAUAAACACAUCUGACUCACAUUCUGGUGUGCGUGUGCGCGUGUGCACGCGCGCGCGUGCUUGUGCACUUGCCAUGUUAAGGUAGCCCUCUCAUCGUCUUUCAGUUCCGAAAAAGAAAGGUGCCAUGUUUUUACUGGACUGCGGGGACCCUCCCCCCCACCAUGGGGUCUCCUGCCCCUCCCUCCUUCUCCACUCCUGCCCCUUCCCGCGUCGCUCCCCGGUGGCUCCCGCCUACUCUUCCAGGACCCUCUGCCCGGCUUCACCCAGCAGGGCCCUGGUAAACUAGUAGAUCUCAGUUGUCAAGACUACGAGCUCUUGUUUCUGUUUAAUCUGUAAGUUACCAUGCUAAUAAGGUGCACAGAAAUCACUUAGCACUACACUGCAGCUCUCUCUCUCUCAGUUAUAGGUUGCUUUCCUCAUAUUUUCCGUUUUGGUGAUAAUUGUCUUCAAAUUUAAAGUGCUGUUUAGAUUUAUUAGAUCCCAUAUUUACUUACUGCUAUCUACUAAGUUUCCUUUUAAUUCUACCAACCCCAGAUAAGUAAGAGUACUAUUCUAGAACACAGAGUGUGUUUUUGCACUGUCUGUACCUAAAGCAAUAAUCCUAUUGUACGCUAGAGCAUGCUGCCUGAGUAUUACUAGUGGACAUAGGAUAUGUUCCCUAAGAAUUUCACUGUCUUUUAAAACACAAAAAUUACAGUAAUGCAUUUGAGCAUGCCCAGAACAUCCCCAGGACAGGGAACCAGAGGGAAAUGCCAGGUCUCAGAACGAGGGGUUAAUUUAUCAGUGUAGGAGCCAAAAAAAAUUGCAUCUUGGAACAGCUUUUGACAUUGAUAUGUUUGGUUUUGUUUUCUCCCCUCUCCGGUCCCCCCACCCUCCCACUUUUCUAGUUACCUUUUUCCAUAUCCCUCUUGAUACUCAAAACAAUUACUUAAGAUUCAGUUUUCCCCAUUUUUUUGUAAUAUAUAUAUUUUUGUGAAUUAUACCUUGCUGUUUUUAAAAAUCAUUAAUAAGUUAAUAAGUUGAUGUUUUGUAAGACCCUUUAUCCUAGUCGUGUCGUUUUUGAAUGCUUCAUAAAUUAAUGAUUCUGGAGCUUAUGUUUCUUAUUUUCUGUUUGCUUUUUGAACGUAUGUGCUCUUAGAAAGUGGACUUCUGAAAAAUGAAUGUAAAAGACACUGGUGUAUCUCAGAAGAGGAUGGUGUUGUCACAAACUGUGGUCAAUCCAAUCAAUUUAAAUGUUUACUAUAGACCAAAAGGAGAGAUUAUUAAAUUGUUUAAUGUUUAUACAGAGUAAUUAUAGGAAGUUCUUUUUUGUACAGUAUUUUUCAGAUAUAAAUACUGACGAUGUAUUUUGGAAGACAUAUAUUAUAUAUAGCAAAGAGAAAAGGAAAACUAUUCCAUGUUUUAAAAUUAUAUAGCAAAGAUAUAUAUUCAUCAAUGUUGUACAGAGAAGAAGCGCUUGGGGGUUUUUGAAGUCUUUAAUAUUUUAAGCCUAUCACUGAUACAUCAGCAUGUGUUUUGCUUUAAAUUAAAAUUUUAUGACAGUAUCGAAGCUUGGUGUGACAAAUCCCGCUCUAAAAUAUAGAAGGAGCUUUCUCGUUUCCCAUUAGGUCUCAGAAAGAAGUCAGUUAACGUCACCCAAAAGCACAAAGUGGAUGUUAGUCAAAUAUUUAUUGGAUGAUACAGUGUUUUUUUAGGAAAAGCAUCUGCCACGAAAAUGUUCACUUCAAAGUUAUGAGUUCCUGGAAUGAAAUAUCACUGCAAGCACCCCAAACAAUUCUGUUCUCCUCUGUGGGCACGUGCGUCUUAUGCAAUAUGAGGUUGAUAUUGGUGUUAUGUGUAUGGUUUCUAAUUUGAUAAGUGUUUUGACUUUAAAGAUGAUUGUUCUUUUGUUUCACAAAGUUGUGUAAUGUCAAGAGAUUCUGCUGUUAUUGCAAAGAAACAAUUUGUGCUAGAUUAAAACACCCUUUCAUCAUUGGGAUUUUCUAGUCUCCUGCCUCCAGAGUACCUAAUUCUUUAAUGAUCUGGUGGUCUCCUGGUCAGUCCACCCGCAAAGCUUCUGUCAUAGUGUCCUAGUCUUGGGAAACCUGACCAGUAGGAUAUUCCUACUAGGUAUUCUUUUUGUCCUGGGCCACAGAUGACGGUAGGAAGUGGGAGAGCAUUAGAAUCGAAAUGCAUUGUUCAGGUAUACAACUAGUGAAAUGAGUAAGACCUUUGGCCAAGUUCUGAAGCAGAACUGAAUAAGCGGUAUUCAGUAAGAGACACAGGUGGACACGCAAAGUUGGCGUUUUUAUAGGUAAAAAGACCAAUGGCCACGGAAUUAUUAAGUGGCAGUCAUUACUAAAACAAAGACAAGCAGUAUCUUUAAGUGGAGAAGCGAUGCACCAUGGACCGUCCAAGUUCACUGCCGUGUGAAAUGGUAGCUGAGAAAACUCUGAGCACUGGUCGUUCUUGGAGUUAGGUGGUUUGUAUCAAAUGAGGAUCGCAAAUGUUCUCUGUGGAAGAAAUAAAAAAAUCAUAAUAAAACUCAUCCUUUAGUGUGCCAGGAGAGGUUUCAGAAAACCUACCUCGUCUUAAAAUUUAAGAAACUUUGAGUCUGUACGUGUGCCUUCUGUGUAGGUCAUUGUCACCACACACACAUGAACACUCAUUCCUGGACUCCCUGCUUUCUUUCUAGGGCAAUUAGUAAAUAAGGCAGUUCUGCCAAAUGGCGUGGGAAGUCAUGGCCUGAUCUGGAAUGACUCCGGAUCAACCAGGGUCAAAUGAGUUCUGCAGACUGCAGCUAUUAAAAGUCCUGUUGUCAUUUUUCACCUUUUCAUCCUAAGUAUCUUUCGGAGAUUAAUUACUUGGCCAUUAAAAGUGAAUCCAAAUCAAAUCAUGCCAACAUCAUCUACACACAAUUUGGAAGGAGCGGCCCAGGACUUCCUGACAAGGUCAUGCUGUCGUUCCUGUGGACUAGACUUGCAGAGGAAGGCGAAAACCCAUCAGCCUGGCCUGGCCUGCUGCUCAGGCCCCUUGAGGCUGUAGGGAGGGGUUGCGAGGGCUGUCGUGAUCAUUUCCUCCUUUUGAGACACUGGCCACCUUCUGACCGUUCAAAACACCCAAUGGGCGAGGCUGUGAUGGGCCUUUCAUCUUCCAGUGCUGACAUCCCACAAAGCAGAAUGACCGCUGGUUCCUGGAGAGUGCGGAGCGGAUUUGUGUGGCUAGGGUGCUGUACUAGAUAACGCACAGGUUCCUCCCGUGAAUCGUCACCGGUUUUGUGAGGGAACACACAAUAAUUCUAAGCGUGCAUUUAAAAGGUCUUGGGUC
Neomonachus schauinslandi (Hawaiian monk seal) is the source of this 4694-nucleotide messenger RNA. It is a transcript of the gene HLF, whose product is annotated as HLF transcription factor, PAR bZIP family member. Gene Ontology annotation, molecular function: DNA-binding transcription factor activity, RNA polymerase II-specific; RNA polymerase II cis-regulatory region sequence-specific DNA binding. The record is from RefSeq and is a predicted model, not a curated record. The transcript has 4 exons. Gene Ontology annotation, cellular component: nucleus. Gene Ontology annotation, biological process: regulation of transcription by RNA polymerase II. Bases 369 to 1283 code for a protein of 304 amino acids. Lineage: Eukaryota; Metazoa; Chordata; Mammalia; Carnivora; Phocidae.